Molecule: messenger RNA, 2025 nt
Organism: Hibiscus syriacus
Lineage: Eukaryota; Viridiplantae; Streptophyta; Magnoliopsida; Malvales; Malvaceae
Exons: 5
Coding region: 1-2025 (674 amino acids)
Source: RefSeq, a predicted model, not a curated record
AUGGCCUCCUCCACUGAUAGUCCAGAUCAACCGCAACCAGACCCCAACGAAAACCCUAACCCUAACCAACCACAGGGAUCGCCUAAAGCGUUAGUCCCCGAAGCCCUUCAACCCCAACACAAACCCGAUGGUCAAGAAGAUCUGAUCGAAGAAGAAGAAGCUCAUGUAGACGACCCAGAUUUGUAUGUUCCUUCAUCUCCACCCACCGACCUCCGUUUCACCCACAAUGGUUUUCGCCGUGAAGGCGGUCCUAAACGGAAGAAGGCGGCCACGAAACGACGCGAUCAGGAGAAAAAGGCCCAGAAGAAGCUGGAGAUACUGAGUGAAGUCCUAAAGCCCAUUCCUUUCGUCCCCAGCAAAACCCUUGAGUUUUCGUCGCACGAAAAGCUCUUGAAGCAACUCGGUUUGUGGGAUUUUGUUCAUUUGGAAUUCGACAGAGAUCUUCGAACCGAUCUCAUCGCUCAGUUAAUCGUUACGUACAACUCGCAAUCUAGUUGUAGCUACGUUAAUGGGUGGCGCAUUGUGGUCAACCGGGCUGACUUAGCUCGUGCCUUGAAGUUGUCUAAGAAGAAGGAUAAGGAUAGCAUCGUUGAUAUUGAAGAGUCGAAGGAAUCGAUAGGCUUUCUUGAGGAAUUUGUGUCAAAUUGGGUUCUUUUACACGAGUAUACGUGGAUGAUGCCGAUAGAGGUGAUGAACUGGACCAAAAUGAUAAAAGAAUGUCAUUUUGAGAAGGUAGAUUGGGCUGGUUUGAUUUGGUUUAUGGUUGAAAAAGAGCUCAUGGCUUCUCCCAAUUUAAAGAAUUAUUACUACGCCUCGCAUAUGCAAUGUUUGAUAAAAUUCCAGAAGGAAAAGCUGCUGUUGGAGAAACCACAAAAUGAGGUUAAUGACGCCAAGGAGGAAGAGGAAGAGCAUAAUGGUCAUGGGGAUUUCAAGAUUUCUUAUGAUUUGGUUAAUGAAUCUCACGAAGGAUCGCAGUUGGAGGAACAUAAUAUUGAGUUGACUCUUGGUGGGCGGGAUAAUUUGAUGGAGGAGGAUGAUCUCGGAAAAGAGACUGGUGGGCAGGAUAAUUUGAUGAAUAAUGGUGUUGAAAAGGAGGUUGUUGUCGGGGAUGAGGAUGUAAUGGAUUAUGGAGGUCGUAUUGAUGUGGGCAGGGAGAAUUUCUUAAGACGGUGUGAUCUUGGUGAUGUUGAUGUGGUGGAGGAAGAGAAAGAAGAUAAAGGAGAGGAAGUAGAGAUGGUUGAGAAAGAAGAGAUGGGAGAGGGAGUAAAAGAAGAGGAACAAGAGGAGCAGCAUGAAGAACAAGAUGAACAACAGGUUCAACAUGGAAGAGGCUUUCCUAUUUCUCCAAACGAUGAUAAUUUACAGGUUCCUGCUGUCUCGUCGUUUCUGGGUAAUGGUAACAGGAGAGAGAUUGAUCAUGAAAAUGAUAUUUGUCGCAAUUCUUUGAAUGUUAGCAAUAAGAGGUUGAGAACUGAUGGGCAAUGGGAUAAUUCAUCUGAAUUUGAUAUAUGCAUGGAUCAAAUGCAGCAUCUGAUGGAGAAAGCUAGAAUGCUGUAUUCUGCCAAAGAACAAGCUUAUGGAGAUUCCAGUAUGAACCAACAAGUUUUGCUCCAUGAGCUGCAACGGAGGGAUAGCCUAAUCGAACAUUUGCAGAAGGCCAAGUUUGAAGAGCAGCAGAAGAGACAGAUGAAGGAUGUUAUUGGGUCUGGGGGUUUAGUUCUGAGCACAAGGGAAAUAGAAAAGCAGCGUCUGAAACAAGAAGAGAAGGAGAGGCUUAAUAGACAGUUAAUUGAGAAUAAGAUUAAGGAUUUUGAAGCUGGGUGGAUAGGGAAAUUGGAUGCGCGCAAGGAUGCCGUUUCUCUUCUGAGUAACAAAUUGGUUGAUGUGGAGAACGAAGUUAAACAUCUUAAAGAGCUUUCCAACCGAAAGCGUCUGUGUAUGGAGUCCUUUGUUCGAGUUGCAAAGUUUAGUAGCAGUGUAGCAGCAGAUGGUUUAGCUUCUCAAUUCUUUUGUGGUUCAAAUUAA